UAUGAAGCUCUCCCUCCCAACUAUGGCCUUGGCCGAAACAUGUUAGCCGGUGCCUUUGCAGGUGUAGCGGAACACUCUGUGAUGUACCCCGUUGAUUUGCUCAAGACUCGCAUGCAAAUCUUGACCCCUUCUGCCGGCGGACUUUACACGGGAUUGACCAACGCGGUUUCCACAAUCUACCGAGUUGAAGGCUGGCGGACACUAUGGAAGGGUGUCUCAAGUGUCAUUGUUGGCGCUGGUCCGGCACACGCGGUUUACUUCGGCACAUACGAGAUCGUGAAGGAAAUGGCUGGUGGCAAUGUCGAUGACGGACACCAUCCCUUUGCGGCUGCUUUGAGUGGAGCAUCCGCUACUAUUGCCAGCGAUGCGCUGAUGAACCCAUUCGAUGUUAUGAAGCAACGCAUGCAGGUUCACGGCUCCGUUCACAAAAGCCUGGCGCAAUGUGCCAAGACCCUCUACCGUACUGAAGGUCUCCAGGCCUUCUACGUCUCCUACCCCACCACACUUUGCAUGACCGUGCCUUUCACGGCCACUCAGUUCGUUGCCUACGAGUCGAUCUCGAAGAUAAUGAACCCUAAGAACGAGUACGACCCGUUCACUCACUGUAUCGCGGGUGGUUUGGCCGGUGCCUUCGCAGCUGGUAUCACCACUCCUCUUGAUGUCGUAAAGACACUCCUUCAGACCCGUGGUCUGGCAGAGAGCGAGGAGGUGCGUUCUGCAAAGGGUCUGUUCAACGCCGCUGCCAUCAUCAAGCGCAAGUUUGGCUGGUCUGGUUUCCUGCGUGGCAUGCGCCCUCGCAUUAUCUCCACCAUGCCUAGCACCGCAAUUUGCUGGACAUCUUAUGAAAUGGCCAAGGCAUACUUCAAGAAGCACCUCGACUAA
This is a messenger RNA of Penicillium paradoxum, 882 nucleotides long. RefSeq names its product putative mitochondrial carrier protein (gene mrsA). Gene Ontology annotation, molecular function: ferrous iron transmembrane transporter activity. The transcript is spliced from 7 exons. The annotation marks the transcript as partial. The record is from RefSeq and is a predicted model, not a curated record. Gene Ontology annotation, cellular component: mitochondrial membrane. Gene Ontology annotation, biological process: iron import into the mitochondrion. NCBI's taxonomy places the organism in Eukaryota, Fungi, Ascomycota, Eurotiomycetes, Eurotiales, Aspergillaceae.